AUGAAUACAAACGUGCCGGUAUUCAGUGUAUCAACGAAGGAUUUACCAAGAUCCUUCGAACGCAAAGGUACAAAAAUUGUAGAUGCAUUUUCCAAUACAUACCAUGUCAAACCUGAUUUUAUCGCUAGGUCGCCCGGUAGAGUAAACUUAAUUGGUGAGCAUAUAGAUUAUUGUGAUUUCUCUGUUUUACCAUUGGCCAUCGAUGUUGACAUGCUUUGCGCAGUCAAAAUUAUGGACGAAAAAAAUCCAUCCAUCACCUUAACAAAUGCGGACCCUAGAUUUCCUCAGCGAAAGUUUGAUCUCCCUCUAGAUGGUUCCUACGUGGCCAUAGAUCCUUCUGUAUCAGAGUGGUCUAAUUAUUUUAAGUGCGGGCUACAUGUGGCACAUUCGUACUUGAAGACAAUCGCCCCGGAGAGGUUCAAUAAUACACCCUUAGUUGGUGCACAAAUCUUUUGCCAGAGUGAAGUUCCUACUGGCGGUGGCCUAUCAUCUGCAUUUACUUGCGCAGUGGCAAUGGCUACCAUAAGAGCCAAUAUGGGGAAGAAUUUUAGUAUUUCUAAAAGUGAUUUGACUCGUAUCACAGCGGUUGCUGAACACUACGUUGGUGUUAACAAUGGUGGUAUGGAUCAAGCAACUUCUGUUUAUGGGGAAGAAGAUCAUGCACUGUAUGUAGAGUUUAGGCCGGAACUAAAGGCUACACCUUUUAAGUUUCCUCAAUUGAAAAGUCGUGAAAUCAGUUUUGUCAUUGCCAAUACUCUUGUAAAAUCUAAUAAAUUCGAAAGUGCCGCAACAAAUUACAAUUUAAGAGUGAUAGAAGUGACAGUUGCUGCUAAUGUGUUGGCUGCUAAAUAUGGUGUUGCCUUACCAUCCCACAAGGACAAUUCCAACUCAGAAAGGGGCAGUUUAAGAGACUUUAUGGAUGCUUACUACGCCAGAUACGAAAACCAAGCCCAACCAUGGAAUGGCGAUAUCGAAACUGGUAUUGAACGUUUAAUUAAAAUGUUAAAGUUGGUUGAAGAAUCUUUUUUGGGCAAGAAAAACGGGUUCACUGUAGAUGCUGCUGCUACAGCCUUGAACUGUUCACGUGAAGAGUUCACUAGGGACUACUUGACGGGAUUUCCCGUCCGUUUCCAAGUCCUGAAACUAUAUCAAAGAGCUAAACACGUUUACUCUGAGUCAUUGAGGGUCCUCAAGGCUGUGAAGAUGAUGACAAGUGCGACGUUUUACACGGACGAGGAUUUCUUUACUGAAUUUGGUCGGCUAAUGAAUGAGUCCCAGGUUUCUUGUGACAAGCUUUAUGAAUGUUCGUGCGCAGAAACCAAUAAAUUAUGCUCCAUUGCCCUUGCUAAUGGCUCUUUUGGCUCCCGCCUGACUGGUGCCGGUUGGGGUGGCUGCACAGUUCAUCUUGUUCCUGGUGGCAUUAAUGGGAACGUGGAACAGGUGCGAAAGGCGCUAAUAGAAAAGUUCUACAACGUCAGAUACCCGGAUCUCACCGAUGAAGAAUUAAAAGGCGCAAUAAUUGUUUCCAAGCCAGCUUUGGGUUGUUGUUUGUACGAACAGUGA
This is a messenger RNA of Saccharomyces mikatae IFO 1815, 1563 nucleotides long. It is a transcript of the gene GAL3, whose product is annotated as transcriptional regulator GAL3. Gene Ontology annotation, biological process: galactose metabolic process; carbohydrate phosphorylation. Gene Ontology annotation, molecular function: galactokinase activity; ATP binding. The coding region runs from base 1 to 1563 and encodes 520 amino acids. NCBI's taxonomy places the organism in Eukaryota, Fungi, Ascomycota, Saccharomycetes, Saccharomycetales, Saccharomycetaceae. The transcript has a single exon. Gene Ontology annotation, cellular component: cytosol; cytoplasm. The record is from RefSeq and is a predicted model, not a curated record.